AUGAUCAAAUGUGUAAAGAAAACUAUUCCCCGAGGCAAGAUUAAACGCUAUCGGGUGUUUUGGUCUAAACACCUUGAGGAACUGAAAUGUAAGAGGGACGCCCUUCGCAACACUGCUGAUCAGACUGGGAGGGACGCUCUUUGCAACACUGCUGAUCAGACUGGAAGAACGGAUGACGUACAGGACAACAAUCAGCUGUCCUAA
This is a messenger RNA of Rodentolepis nana, 204 nucleotides long. The record is from the annotation of a GenBank genome assembly. NCBI's taxonomy places the organism in Eukaryota, Metazoa, Platyhelminthes, Cestoda, Cyclophyllidea, Hymenolepididae.